Molecule: messenger RNA, 3441 nt
Organism: Stylophora pistillata
Lineage: Eukaryota; Metazoa; Cnidaria; Anthozoa; Scleractinia; Pocilloporidae
Product: membrane-bound transcription factor site-2 protease
Biological process (GO): regulation of response to endoplasmic reticulum stress; membrane protein intracellular domain proteolysis
Cellular component (GO): cytoplasm; membrane
Molecular function (GO): metalloendopeptidase activity
Source: RefSeq, a predicted model, not a curated record
UGAUUACAAUGGUACGAAUUGUGAUCAUUAAUCUUUCUUGAGGUUCAGUUGCUGUGUGGAUAGGCUGUAUAUAUGUGGGAUAGCAUCGAAAGCUAUGUGACUGGGUUUAGAAUAUUUCCUGAGAAGUUUACAAGAUGUUUGAACAACGAACCUCGUAACUUUCUUUGGACUAUAAUUCUACCACAAAUAGUCAGACCGCAUGUACGACUGCUGUGAAAAGGGGGAUUACCGAUCGUUAGCAGGAAAAAAUCGGGCAGAAUCACAGUUUCCAGUCAGGAGAUUUUGCCAUUGAUUGGAAGUUUUUCUGAAGAAAAUACACUUCAUAAGUCGUAUUUUUGGUCCAUGCAGUAUAAACGAGAAAACAGUUUAUUUUUAUUCAUGAAGAGUAAUAACUGGAGGUUUGCAAGACACUGCGAGACAUAGGGAACAUUGCUCUCAUGUCGAGCGUUGUUUUGAUAAUUGGUUUUUGGACCAUUUUAUUCAUUUCUAAUGCUUUACUAAAGAAUUAUAGAAAAUACUCGCGAAGAUAUAAAGAGUUUCUGGAAAAUAAUGGUAUUUCUUUGUCAAUAUGUCAAGUGCGCUGGUACACCACAAGCUUUAACAGAUCAUUUGUCAGAUUUGGAAAGAUGCACCCUUAUUUAUUGCAUGUGUGGUUUUCUGUGGGAGUUGUAGUUGGUGUACUGUUGAUGUUUGCUUCCGUUGUCAUCCUUUGUCUCACUUUGUACAAAGCCUUUGCCAAAGAUGCACCAGAGCAAGUGUUAACUCCAGUGAUGCCAGGAGUGAAUGUACCUUGGAGUCAAGUGUUGUACUAUCUCGUCACAUUGACAGUCAGUGGUGUUUUCCAUGAAUUUGGACAUGCUAUUUCUGCUGUCAGGGAACAAGUGCGUGUGAAUGGAUUUGGAAUGUUCUUCAUGGCUGUUUACCCUGGUGCCUUUGUAGAUCUGUACACUGAACAUUUGACUGUCAUCUCUCCAUUGCGUCAACUGAGGAUCUAUUGUGCUGGCGUUUGGCAUAAUUCUGUGCUUGUGAUAAUAGGUCUGGUGUUACUGUGGUCUCUACCUUCUUUGUUGGUUCCCAUUUAUGCAACUGGUCAGGGUGCUGUGGUAUUGAAUGUUUUAAAAGAAUCCCCAGUGCAUGGUAGUAUAACACGUGGUGACACUGUCUUGUCACUAUAUGGAUGUCAGGUGUAUAACAAAGAGGAUUGGAACAGUUGCAUAAGUAAAACACUCAGGUCACCCCAACAUGGUUACUGCACAGAUAUGCUGACCAUCAUCAGGAAGAACUCUUCUAAAGGUGCAAUAUUCAGUGGAGGAGUCUAUGACUGCUGUCAGAAUUCAACAUCAUCAAGGUUCUGUUUUAAUUAUCAGUCUCUGAGCCACUCAAAGGGUCAUGCAUGUCUCCCAGCAAGAAGCACAAUGCAAUCCAGACAACUUUGCAGCCUACCAACAGACUGUGAUGGGCCAGGUGAUAAAGUUUGUGCUCAUCCAUCUCUGGAUAACUCCAGUCGUCUUUUGAGAAUCAUACGAAGCAAGGGUGCAGAUGUGCUGUAUGUUGGUGACCCUUUACUCCUUCAGUACACAAUUGGAGUGAUCAAUUAUCUACCUCGAAGUUAUCUUCUACCCAUGGAAAUUCCAAACAUGCUAGAGAUGUUUUUAAUAUAUUUGGUUUCUUUAUCUGGUGCUUUAGCAUUGCUUAACAUGGUUCCUUGUUAUUCACUGGAUGGUCAGUGGGCAUUAUUUGCUCUUGUGGACCACACACUUACAUCAUUUAUACCAAAUGAAGAUCAGAGGAACAUGUUGUGUAAUAUCAUUCUCACGCUAGGAACUCUGUUGCUGGCAGCCAACAUAACACUGGCUUUGUGGACAUUAGGAAGUGCAUAGACAGUGAAAAGCAAUUUUCAUUUCUCCAUUCAUCUGUGUACAAGACAGUUGCCAGAAGAUUUGUCAAGAACAGUCUUCAUGUUUCAUAGAAAUAAUUGCUUGACAAUGGACAUCUGAAGGGAAACUGUCUUUCUGAGAGUUAAAGAACUGGAAAAGAACUUUGAAAAAAAAAAAAACAGAUAAGAUGAUUACCUGAGGAGAAAUAUUAUGCACUUGUUAACUCACUGAAGGGCCAGACAGGAAAGUAUUUGGCUUGAGAUCAAGAAGUCUUUGUAUCAUGACUGAGUGCCAAAAAUUUCCUCAUGUGGCCCAACCAGAUUCAUUCAUUAGCUAUUUCAUCAUAUGAACACCAAGUUUUUCAAAAAUUUUGAAAUCAUGUUUGAAGGUUACAUUAAUUUAUGUAAGAUGGGCACAUGCUGGAUGGCUACAAAAGAGGUUUAUCUCUUGGAGUCAGAUUUCAUUGAAAAAUGCAAUCUAUCUUCUCAUUUUAGACUUUUUUCUUUUAAGGUUAACUCCACCUUUUACAUUAUGUUCUUGGAAAAUGUAUCAGAUUUGUGAAAGUGCAGGGACUAGUUGGCCUUUUUUGUCAUGGCACUCCUGAAACUGUUCAGAUAUUCACUCAUCAGUAGUCCUUAUGGUUUUCCACAGGAUUGCCUGAGUGGGGCUGUACCAGUCAUUUGACAUUUGAGCAUAUUUACGUACCACCUGGUGGGCUAAAUGUGUAUAAAGGCUUUCUGAUUGAAAAUGUGUACUAUGCAGAUGGUUAAAAAUCUAGAGUUCUCCUUUGUAGAGUCUUCAACUGGCAAAUUUGUCUCUACUUCUGUCAGAGAUCAACAUUUCUUCCACUCGGAAUUCUGUGUUGGGGAGUACCUUGAAUGUUCAUAAUUUCUAAUGCAGGGUUCAAACUUGGGUGAUAUUUCACAGAUAAUUUAAGCUGGGUAUAUUAAGAGAUGUGAAGUCUAAAAGUGAAGGUAUAUGAUGUACCAUCAAUAUUGGGGGUCAGACUUGAUCAAUAAAAUGAAAUUUAGUCAUUUGCUUUGGAUACAAUUUGGAUACUAAUAACAAAAAAAAAUUAACAAAGCUAGUCUGCUUUGUACCUUUUUCUUUUCUUCUUGUAAUCUCAACAAAAGGUUUCAGUGUCUCAAUUGUCAGAAUCUUUGUCAUUAUGAAAUACCACUACAUAAUUUACUCAGCUACAUGUGAUCAAGCCCUUAACUUGUCUUAUCAACCUGAGUUUCAGUGUAUAACAGGUCAGCCUUGAUACCUUUCUUUCAUCUGUAACUCAUCCAAAAGUAAAGUCAUCUCACAAAUUCAAAAAUAUUUAUUAAUUAAUUCGAAUAUUAUUCAAAUAUUUUCAAAUUAUACUACACCUACCUUGAAAGUAGCCUUUCCACUUAGACACUCUUUGGUCCUAACUACACACGAGUGUUGGCUUCCUAAAGAGUGACUGUGCGGCAGGCUACUUAGAAAUGGAAAAUUAGCAAAUAUUAAAUAGUAAUUAUUGAUAGGAUCAAGUUGUUUAAUAAAUAUACCAUCCUGAUAAAUGGAUGGAAACUGGUGA